Molecule: messenger RNA, 1284 nt
Organism: Dictyostelium discoideum AX4
Lineage: Eukaryota; Evosea; Eumycetozoa; Dictyosteliales; Dictyosteliaceae
Product: RING zinc finger-containing protein
Exons: 3
Coding region: 1-1284 (427 amino acids)
Cellular component (GO): cytoplasm
Molecular function (GO): zinc ion binding
Source: RefSeq, a predicted model, not a curated record
AUGACAGAGUUUAAAAUUAGUGAUUUAUUAGUUAAACCAUUAUCAGAAAGUUUUUCAUGCAUAGUGUGUACAGAUCUCCUUAGUGAGAGUCACGAUAAAAUUCAAGUUAAUCAAUGUCCUCAUGGCCAUUGUUUAUGCUCAGAUUGUUGGACAAAACAGAUUGAAAAUAAGAAAAAAGAAUGUCCAAUCUGUAGGGCAAAAGUAAAAUUAGAGUUUUUAUCACGUAAUUUAUUUUUAGAAAGUGAAUUUAAAAAGAAAAAGGUAUAUUGUAAAUAUCAAUAUAAAGAAGAAAAAGAAGAUGGUAAAAUAAUUAAAGAUGAAGAGAAUGGAUGUAAAGAUAUAAUUAGAAUUGAAGAGAUGGAAACACAUUUUAAAAAUUGUCAAUAUGCAUUUAUAAAUUGUCCAAAUGGUGAUGAAUGUAAAAUUAAUAGUAGAUUUAGAAAGAAUCAAUUGGAGGAACAUAAUAAGUCUUGUGAAUAUUUAAAAGUACCAUGUCAAUAUUGUAAAACACCAAUAGCCAAAAUCAAUAAGGAUCAUUUGGAGAGCGAAUGUCAAUCAUACAAAAUAAAGUGUACACAUUGUAAAUUAGAGAUGUUGAGAAUGGAAUUAUCGGAGCAUUUGGAGGUAUGUCCCGAGAUGACCAUUCAAUGUAAAUAUAAAGAGGGUGGAUGUCAAGUAAGCUUUCAAAGAAAACAUCAAGCCAAUCAUUUAGCAUCAGAGAAUAAUCAUAUAGGUUUCAUUCAAAACAUUAUAGAUCAACAUCGUAUCCUACUGGAUGAGAGUGAUAGAUGUUUCAAACGAUUGAAAUGUAGUCAUGAAACUUUGGAGAAAAGGUUAACCAAUAUAAAUAAAUACUCAAAUCAAUGGGUAAUUGAAAAUUGGAUGCAAAAAGUAAUCGAUAUCCCAAACGAUGAAGUUACCUCUACCAAGCGAGUAUCUUGUCCAAUGUUUUACUUUAACUCUAGAAAAUAUAAUGUGUCUUGUUUUCCAAAUGGUUUCACUCCAGCAAAUAAAGAUUACAUUUCACUUUAUCUUCAUUUACAUGAAGCUUCCCCAAAUAUUAAUAUUAAAUUCUCUUUUGAAAUUGUAAAUUCCGAUCCAACAAAAUCAAUUAAAAAAGAAAAAAAUUCAUACUUUCAAAACGAUAAAGGUAUUGGAUGGGAAAAAUUUGCAGAAUGUAAAACUAUAAAUACUUUGGGUGAGGGUUUUGUUGUUGGCAAUAAACUUACAAUCAAAUUUGAAAUUGAGAUUCCACAAACAAUAGAUCCUUUAACUACUAAAUAA